Messenger RNA from Nematolebias whitei (Rio pearlfish), 1528 nucleotides. RefSeq names its product THUMP domain containing 1 (gene thumpd1). Bases 212 to 1528 code for a protein of 438 amino acids. The transcript is spliced from 5 exons. Gene Ontology annotation, molecular function: RNA binding. Gene Ontology annotation, biological process: tRNA modification. NCBI's taxonomy places the organism in Eukaryota, Metazoa, Chordata, Actinopteri, Cyprinodontiformes, Rivulidae. The record is from RefSeq and is a predicted model, not a curated record.
CCGUAGCGGCCUUCUUCGCAGGUUUACAGCGUUAGCCCGGUGGUGUGUGCGGACGGUAAAUAGCGUCAGUUUAUUUAUUUUAUAAGGUUAGAAAAGCCGAAUUACGCUGAUUUUGCAGAGCUAUAAAGCGUAACAAAGAUACGCAAAGGAGUGGGACUGAGAAGGAAGUAGUUAGCUUAAAUUCUUGAUUUCGCUAGCAGACCUUGGCGACAUGUCGUUCGACGAGCCGAACAUGGUAAACGUGCCCGCCAUGCAAAACGUAUCCAGAAAACGGAAUAAGAAGCGCUAUAUGUCUGGUCAACCCAACAAGCGGUACAGGCGCUCCCGGGACCUGGAGGUGGGCAUGCAGGGGGUCCUGGUUACCUGCGGAAACAACAACAUGAGACCGUGCACCAUAGAAGCCAUGGAUCUGCUCAUUGAAUACGCAGACAAGCUCUAUGGACCCGAGGUGCUUCCAGAUCAGUUUGGAUCCAGCGGACAAAACGAGGCCGAGGAGGAAGAUGUGGAUGUUGCCUUGAAGAAGGAAGUUGCGCAACUGAGAGCGCAGAGAACCGAUGAGGAGAGGCGCUUCCAGGUCCUCGAGAGCGGAGCUUUCAAUGUCAUCUUCAUCAGAACUCGAAAUAUAGAGCCUGACAAAUUGAUUCAUUACAUUAUGAGUGACCUCCAUGCCACCAAGCAGAAAAAGUCACGUUUGGUCCUUCGCAUGUUGCCAGUCGUCGGGACAUGCAGGCCUUAUCACGAAGAUAUAAUGAAAUAUCUGACCAUGUUCCUGGCUCCUUGGUUUCAAGCUCCAAACCAUGGAACAUUUAAGGUGGCCUACAAGGCUCGCAACAACAACCAGCACAGGAGAGAAGAAAUCAUCAAAAACGUUGCAGGUAUUUUGGCGAGGCUGAACCCUAAAAACAGGGCGAAUCUGAUGAACCCUGACUACGCAGUGGUUGUGGAGAUCAUCAAGAAUGUGUGUUGCGUCAGCGUGGUAAAAGACUAUAAACUGUUCAAAAAGUACAACGUUUACGAAAUCGUAAAAGAUUCGCCCGACACCGAUGCGGCCACAACGAAAACGGACGCAGAGGUGAAGGAAAAGCACAGUGGAGAGGAGGGGGACAAAGAAGAGGGCGACAUGGAAGAGAGUGAGGGCAAAGAGGAGUCGCAUGACAAGAAGGAAGGUGAUGGGGGAGAUGAUGCACAAGGCGAGGAGGAGGUGAAUGAGGGGGGAGAUCAUAAACAAGACAAUGAGGUUAAUGAGGGGGGAGAUGAUGUACAAGUCAAGGAGGAGGUGAAUGAGGGGGGAGAUCAUAAACGAGACAAUGAGGUUAAUGAGGGGGGAGAUGACACACAAGACAAUGAGGUUAAUGAGGGGGGAGAUGAUGUACAAGUCGAGGAGGAGGUGAAUGAGGGGGGAGAUGACGCACAAGACAACGAGGUUAAUGAGGGGGGAGAUGAUGUAAAAGUCGAGGAGGUGAAUGAGGGGGGAGAUGAUGUACAAGUCAAGGAGGAGGUUAAUGAGGGGGGAGAUGGAGGGCAAUGA